Messenger RNA from Hevea brasiliensis (rubber tree), 1152 nucleotides. RefSeq names its product COMPASS-like H3K4 histone methylase component WDR5B. Lineage: Eukaryota; Viridiplantae; Streptophyta; Magnoliopsida; Malpighiales; Euphorbiaceae. The record is from RefSeq and is a predicted model, not a curated record. Bases 31 to 975 code for a protein of 314 amino acids. Gene Ontology annotation, molecular function: protein binding. The transcript has 2 exons.
AACUCCGUUCACCGACUACAUGACUUGCUAAUGGCCAGCAGUGGACAACCGCCGCCCUCAUACAAGCCUUAUCGUCUUCACAAAACCUUGAGAGCUCACGAUCGCGCGGUCUCCUGUGUAAAGUUUUCCAACGACGGCACCCUUCUAGCCUCGGCCUCCCUCGAUAAAACCCUAAUCAUCUGGUCGGCCUCAACCUUCUCCUUCCUCCACCGCCUCGAGGGCCACUCUGAGGGCGUCUCCGAUCUUGCUUGGUCCUCGGAUUCCCACUACAUCUGCUCUGCCUCUGACGAUCGCACUCUCCGCAUCUGGGAUGCUCGGCCCCCCUUCGACUGCCUUAAAACUCUCAAAGGCCACUCCGAUGUCGUAUUCUGCGUGAAUUUCAAUCCUCAGUCCAAUCUCAUUGUCUCCGGCUCCUUUGACGAAACGAUUCGAAUUUGGGGGGUGAAGACUGGGAAAUGCAUUAGUGUGAUUAGAGCUCACUCUAUGCCGGUUACCUCGGUGCAUUUUAACAGGGAUGGUUCUUUGAUUGUUUCGGGGAGUCAUGACGGGUCUUGCAAGAUUUGGGAGGCGUCGACGGGAGCGUGCUUGAAGACGCUUGUUGAGGAUAAGGAUCCGGCAGUGUCAUUUGCCAAGUUCUCUCCCAAUGGAAAGUUCAUUCUUGUGGCUACUCUUGACAGUACUCUUAAACUUUCGAAUUACUCUACUGGGAAGUUCUUGAAGAUUUACACAGGUCACACGAACAGGGUGUACUGCAUAACCUCAACAUUCUCUGUGACAAAUGGGAAAUACAUAGUUAGUGGGUCAGAAGACAAGUGUGUUUACUUGUGGGAUCUCCAGCAGAAAACUAUGGUUCAGAAACUUGAAGGUCAUUCUGAUACUGUCAUUUCUGUAACCUGUCAUCCAACUGAGAAUAAGAUAGCUUCUGCUGGCCUUCAUGCUGAUAGAACCAUUAAAGUUUGGAUUCAAGAUCCCUGAAUUGGUAACAUCGGAGAAAGGUUUUCGGAUUGACUGAUCAUUAGUCAAGAUCUUUUACCUUAUGAACUGUUGAAAGACAUUUCAUGUCUCAUUGUAAUCCAUACAUAAUUAUAUAAUGUAUAAUGUGGACUAAAAAGCUAUAUUUCAUUUGCCAAUUCAAACUGAUUUGGUGCGAAA